AUGGUGAAUGCAAAACGGCCAAUACUCCUUAUAGCUAAUUCGGCUCAGCUAUGUGGGGAAAAAGCGUUUAAAUUUAGCAGCAUUGGGUUUUCCUCCAGAGUGAGCACUAGCCAAGAUCUCAAAAAGUCAAGCAAUACGAAUGCUCUGACGGAUCUUAUGACCUUGUGUUACCGGCCGUAUUGCUUAAUCACAGCAGACUUAUCUACAGCAGCCUUGCGAGGUACGGAAAGUCUGCGUGAACCAACUCUACCAGCAGAGAUGGGGAGAGAGAACAAUGGCCUGCAGCAGCUGCUAGACAAGGACUCGUCGUCCAUCAUGCUGCCGCUGAGUAGCCGUUUUCCCAUGAAAGCAGCGCAAGAUCUGAUGAAGUCUUUGCUCGAGUGCCGUCUGAAGGAAGAAACAUACUCUGUGAACACUGCUUCGCAGUUGUCUAAGGCCCUAGCAAUUACCCUAAGAGAUUCUCUUUCUGAGCUGUGCAAGCCACGAUACAGAAUAGCCAUCAGCGUAGACCUGGGUGAAGAUUGCGGCCAGGGGAUUCGCGUGGGUUGCCGCUGUUUCUGGGACAAAGAAACCGAUUCAAUGACCAACGCUGUUUACCGAAAUGCCUCUCUCUUUUGUGUAGCCACUCUCUAUGCUGUGUACCUCUACUGA
Molecule: messenger RNA, 651 nt
Organism: Cyclospora cayetanensis
Lineage: Eukaryota; Apicomplexa; Conoidasida; Eucoccidiorida; Eimeriidae
Product: tctex1 domain-containing protein 2
Exons: 3
Coding region: 1-651 (216 amino acids)
Biological process (GO): microtubule-based movement
Cellular component (GO): cytoplasm; cytoplasmic dynein complex
Molecular function (GO): dynein intermediate chain binding
Source: RefSeq, a predicted model, not a curated record